Molecule: messenger RNA, 9318 nt
Organism: Apus apus (common swift)
Lineage: Eukaryota; Metazoa; Chordata; Aves; Apodiformes; Apodidae
Exons: 7
Coding region: 8415-9209 (264 amino acids)
Molecular function (GO): methyltransferase activity
Source: RefSeq, a predicted model, not a curated record
UUUAGCUCAUAUGCUGCAGAUCAGAGGAGACAGGAUACAUAGGGCAAUCAGGAUCAAGCAGCUGACGUAAUGAAUAUAAUUUCAUCUUUGUAGUCUCCCUGACAGGCCAUCUUCAGAAUAUUCUUUGUUUUAGGAUUCUUCAAGUCAAUAUCCAUAAUGCUUUCCUUAAAUUCUUUGUUUACAGGCUUGUGCUCUAAUAAUAAUUUAUAAUAAUUUUCUCUUUUUUUCAGAAAAAAAAAAUAAUAAUUGUUAAUGUCCUGGCUGGGUGCUAUUAGCUUAUUUUUUGAGAAAUUAAGUUGGACUUUGGGCAUAUGCAUCUUUGGCAUUUCCAUACAGUUUGUGAUUUUAUUUUGCCAAGUGUUGGUGCAGUAUAAAGCUAUAGGUAACAAAUAUAUUUGUUCCCAGAUACGUCAUUUGAGACUGUGUGACUUAAGUUAAUUUUAUUUCCUGGAUUGCCACAUUUGCGGAGAAGUUUAGAGCCUAUAGAGUUUUAUCUCAUGAUACUGCUUGUAGAAGUUAACAGCUUCUGAAUUAGUUGAUUAUGAUGUUUACAAGUAUUGAUGUUUGCCCAGGUUUUUCUGCAUCUUCAGGUGCUGCAGUCUCCCCCUCUAACAUCCAUGUAUAUGUACAUGUAGGUAUAUGGUAGAAGGGAGGGAAUUUGAAAGCCUUAUGCCUCUCUGUGAGAACUUUUUGUUGUUCUCCAAUUCAGAUAUGUUUCAUUGUCUCUUUGGACAUUUAACCUGUUCAUGUUUUUGCGCUCAACUUUUCCUGAAUGGCUGUGUCCUUCUUGUUCAUCUCCAGUUUUUAUUUUCUUCAACCUGUGAAAGUACAGGACCAGAGUUACUGGUUUUAUUUUGCCACAGCAUUGAACAGUAAGUAGGCAUUUGUCUAGCAGGUCACUUUCCUUUACGCUUUUUGCAGUUUCCAUUUUCCCUGGAGUUGCAGACAUUUUGGAUGAUGUCCCCACCACAGCACUCUUGGUGACACUUCCUUUUGUAUUGUUUCUCUGAGCUGUUUCUGUGGCUGCAUAUUGACAGUAACUUUUACUAUGGGAUUUUUUUCCCCCCUCAGAAUUGUUGUGUUUGAGUAAUUAUACUGCCCAUUGUGACACCUAGAUCCUGGUUGGGCAGAGGAUAGUGAGGAGCUGGUACCUAUGUUUCUGCUGCAGUACCCUAAAUACAGCUAGGGAACCUGCGGUUCUCUCUGUAUAGAGAGAAAACAGUUUUAUAGGAAAUGCUAAAAAGUUGCCAGAUUCUGUAUCACACAGAAAUAAAAGCCUACCUAGUAUUUAGCAAUGCAGAUGUAGGAGAGAAACAAACCUCUGAUAAACAAGAAAAAAAGUUGCAGGGGUGGGGAGAUAAUAUUUUGAAUGAGAAAAUGGUAAGCAAACAAGGAUAGGGUAAGUGGAAACAAAAAUGCCAUAAUCACAGACAAGUUGUUUUUCUGUGGUUUGUGCAUUUACCCCCCCACCUCCUACUGCCAUCCUAUUCCUGUUCCUGUCAAGAUUUGAGCUUAGAGUUUUACUUCCAGCUGAGGAGGACUGGGCAUGAUUCCAGUGUUAGCUAUAGUCAGGAUUUUUCCUCCCUCAUGCCUCUCUCUCAACUUAGAGUAAAGCCCUGCAGAAAGUGGUUGCCCUUCAGGAUUAGUGUUGUUAUUAAUUUGACUUAGUUCAUGUUUUCUGACUCACACGCUGAAUGCAUGGACUAUUAUUGAGAAACUUUUCCAUGGAAGAGCCAAAUUCCUUUAUAGUAAAGCAAGUUACCUGAAGUAGAGACUCGUGUAUGUGGAACUGAGAGAACGUUGUACAGAUUCUCACUCUGUAAUGAUUUCAGACUAAUCUUCCCUUGUAAAUUACAGGAAAGUCAGUGUAUGCAAGAUGUCAAUAAUUUUCUUCUUUCUACAAAUAAAACAGCCAGUCAUGCUUUUUUUCUUUCUUUGGUAUUGCAAUUUUUAGAAUUUCCAAAUCUUUAUGUAUGAUGGAAGAAGACGUUACUGUUUGAAGGCAGGUGCUUAGCAACACUGCUUUGCUGUUUCGCAAUCAGCCAGCUCAUCCCACACACUGCAGUGAAAUGUACGUCAUUGCACAGUGACUGGCAUUCCAGCUUUUCUCUUGAGUUAGUCUUAGAUCUCAAAGAAAAUGAAAUAAUAAGAGUUGGAAAGAAUAACAGGAACUUUUGGUGUCUUAACUUUUUUAUAAUAGGAUGAUUAAUGCUUUAAUAUCCUUCUGCAAUAACCACAUUCCAGAAGUUCGGCUAAGAAAACUUGGGUGAAGCCCAAGAUCUAAUUCAAACCACUUGGGGAAAUCCCCCUGAAGUUCCCCCCUCAGUUGGGUCCCAGCAUUUGAUGUAUAGCUUCUAUAUAAAUUUAGGUAUGGUCAUAUUUCUCUUGCUCCUCUACUGUCCAAACUCUUAAGAAUUUUCAAUAGGAGGAGAGGCUGCAUUUGGUAAGAAUGAAUGCUGGGAAAGAUGAACAGUUAAAACAGAAUUGAUCAGGCUAUCUCUGUACAGGAACAGAGAUAGAGGAAUCAGAGGAAGCAGAUACAGGAAUCCUGAUUUCAAGUUUGAUAUGAGAGUUACCAAACCAUUCUACUUACUGGCAACUACUAAACAUUUUUGCUGUAUUCAGAGCUUUCAUGUUGAUUACGAAAGCCCGUCUCUCAAUUCAUGUCACUGAAGCACAGAUAAGGUGAUAAAAAGACCCUUUGUGGUUUUGUAUGUACUGUUGUGGGGUCUAAGAUUUAAAAAUACUCUUUUCAGUGGGGCUAAAAUUGAUUGUUCUAAUACUCGCUUUUAAAUUUUUUUUUCAGUCAUAUAGCAGUAAAAUAAAACAGUCUUGCAGUCUUUCCAAUCAAUGCAUUUCAUUAGAAACAUUUAAAUAUAAAGCUAAGAUUUCAAAGAGAUGUACUGGUCUGAAUUGCUGAUUGUUAUUAGUGAUAUAUUACUCAAAACAACCAUUGAAUAAUAAACUGUUUCAAGUCCUCUUAAGGAUAAACAGUGUAUAGUUGAGUACAAAUUAAGGGUUUUUUUGUGGCUUGAUUUGUACUGGAAGCAAACCAGCUUUCUAGGAGAUGAGCAUAGGAUAUAUAGUCUUGUGACUUGGAAACUGAGGGCAGUCAGUGCUGUAGGUUCAGGCUUUUAACAGGCAGUGAGGGAGGGGUAUCCAAGAAAAUUACCCAGACCAUGGUGGGUGUGCUGCUUUAGCAGUGUUCUGCAUAUGGGAGAGUAAACUUCUCAUCAUACUGUAAGGAACAGACCAAGUUUGUCCAGCUUUUUCUAUUAUGUGCUUUAUGAUCUAGGCAUUACUGUGUUCCCAGCCUGAUAGUUAAAAUUAUCAGAUGAUUUUCACAAGGCAAAACUAGGAAAUAGUGUAAAAACUGGACUCUUACAGGAAAUGUUCUUUUAUAUUUCCCUUCAGUACUGUUGUCACUGCAGGUGAACCAAAGUGAAACGCAUCUCUACAAAAGGUUGAAAGCAUGAUUUUCUGUAAUGUAACAAGUAUAGUUUGUAAUGUGUGUGUGUGCAAAAGGAAUUUAGUAGAAGGCAUGAUACCCAAAUUAGUAGAAUUGAUUUAUCCAAGUAAAAUGCCCUUUCAGAAGAGAUCAAAAUAGCAUUGCAGAGCCACAUUAACUGGAAUGUAUUUCUUUGUUAAAAUUAUGUCAUACCAAAAAUCUUUUCCACUACUCUGUUGUGUGGUAAACUAAAAUGGGAUGUUACCUGUAAUCUGAUGAAUCACCAACUUUGAGAACUGGCAUUAAUUUCAUUUGUUGUGACAAAUGAUACUGCUGUGAGACAGGUCUCAAGAAUACCAAAUAUUUCUAAGUUGUUAGUCACUGAAACUUAAAAAUGUUGGGGAAAACUAGUGAUUGUAAAAUAACCGUGACUUACCUUGUUUAAAAUUUAACUUUGAAGUUUCUUUCAAUUUGCAAAUGUAAAAGCCUUAACUAAAAAAAAAAUUACCUCUGGUUAUACUCCUAUUGGAAAAAUUUGAUUACUUUUUACCAAUAGCUAAAUAUGCUUAGGGAUAGAAAUAGAACUUAGAGUUCAUGAAGAAGUUGGUAUACUGAGGUAAUAGAUUGCUUCUCAAAUUGUGUAGCCAAAAAUGGAGAUAGUAAUAUUUUAGAGAUCUGGGACUUCCUUCUUGACUUGUUUAUUCAGUAUGAUUAAAACACAGAAUUAUUAAAUUAGCCUUGUAUUAAGUAAUAUAGAUGUUAAUGUUUGCUUUUUACUUCCGUAAGUCUGAAUGUGUAUCUAGAAAACCAUAAGGUGCUUGCUGUUACGGUUGCCUUUGCUAAAUCCUCUUCUUUCAAGGAGACACAUAAUCUGUUGUAGUUUGGGAAUUGUGUAUUUCUUGUCUCUAAUCAUGUAUUUCACAGUGCCAGGAUGUUUAGAUGUUGGUAUAGCGGUGCUCUCUAUCCAUUGUGAAGGUUUAUGAUCUUUCCUUAGAUUGUGUUAUGUUUGCCAUAGAAAGCCUGAGCAGUACCAGGGUGUUAAUUAAGCUUUUUGCAAUGUGUUAUUUAAAUUUUAUAAAUGCACGUUGAGUAGAUCCAGUGGAACCGGUUUUUGAAGUAAAAUACAAACACUGUGCACUCAGGCUUCCUCCAUAAACAAAUGAUUGUGAUUCAUCUCGCAGUAUUUCAUUAGCUGUACAGUUCUUUCCUGGUUAGUUGUGUGUUCAAUAAACACAGGGGUUGGCUUGCAUGCUCUCCAUUUCAUAUGUAUAGCAGGCACUAAAAUGGUAUAAAAAUAGUUUUCUAUUUUUGUUUCUUCUUUGAAGAUCCCCUGAAAGGUGAUACUGAGAUUGUCAAGAAGGAACAAUUUGCUAAACACAAGGAUGGAGUUUAUAAAACCACCAGUCUGAGGCAGAAAUGCCUAUUUUCAUAUUUGGCACCUGUGUUCUGUACUUGAUGGCAAUCUAUAAAUAUUUACAUACUGCAAAAGUGAGCAAGUUAUUGUGGUAGCUGUUGCUGUUUCUUGCUUUGACAGGAAUGAGGCGACUCUCUGCCUCUUGAGUUCAGUCGCAAACUAUACACGCCAGCACAGAGCUUUUCAUGUGCAGCUUCUGCUGAAGCUGCCAUUUUGUUAUCUCAGAAGGAGUGUUCACAUCCCCUCUAUUUUUUUGUUCCUGCAAGUUUAUGCUUUACAGUAUUAACUGAUAGUUGGGAAGGAGCAUUUCUGCUCAUCAUUUAUUUUUCAGUAUCAGUGUGUCAACAGUUUUUUUCUGUUUGAGCUGCAUAUGUGUUGUAAGAUUUUCAUUAGGACUUGUUCCAUACAGAGCAAGACCUCUGCUGUGUCAUAGUUUGUUUCAUAGAAGAGCUCUAAGGGUCCCAUGUAAGAUAGUCAGUGUUGUGACAAGUAUUAUACAAAUGGAAGUCAAGGCAGGGAAGAGGUUUUCUGGAUUUGAGGAAGAUGAGUGUGCUACGUGUCACCCACUCUAUUUCUUUACUGUAGAGCUGGGACACUGAAUAGCCUAUAGAGCUGUCUGCUGCUGUUGUUGGCCGGAGAAGGUCAUCCAGCUCAUGAGGGAGCAGAUCCUAUUGACACACCAGCUCUGGGAGAAAGGGAGCUGAAAUUCUGCAUUUGAUGUGUGAUGUGGCUGGCCUGGUGGUCAGUGAACACUUCCUGCAUGUCAUUAGAUGCCAUAUAUGAAUAUGAUACCCCUAACAGGCAGUGUAACAGCUGGAUGAGCUCUCUUGCAUAGUAAUAGUAUUGUUUUAAAGCAUGUGCCAGAUGUAGACACUUAUUGCCCACAGGCACUGGUCUGUACAGCUGCUAAUAUCAGCUUUCUACUUGCUUAUUCUGUCAAGCACAAUUUUUUCUCCUUCUCACUUCCUCAGAUGUUGUCCACUUAAGCAAACUCUGGCUCCUUUGUACUCUGAUGGCCUGUCAUGGCGCUGGCAGUCCCAGUUAAGCAACAGUUAAAUCUGUCCACCUUCCUUUCCUGUAAUCUCUAGGUUUAUUUCUGUCACGUGUCACACCCACAGAAGUCUUCCCUGAGCUGAUCAGAAAAAUCGCUCGCUGCUUCUGGGAUGUUCAUAACAAAUGUACAAGUUGUUGGAUGGACCAUGAGGUUAACAGGAGAUAGGUGCUGAUUAGAGGUUUCAAAUUAAAAUGCUGACAAGCUGGAGCUGCUGCAUUGCACCUGUUGUGUUGUUUAUGCUGCUGCUGUUGCAGCUGCUGCCUCUGUCCCUCCUGUGUUCCUCAAUGCAAAGCCUGCAUCUCUUGAGCUGAGGUUCUGGAGAACUUAACUGUGAGGUCUUUGGAACAGCAAAUUGUCUUCCUGUCUUAUAACUACCAAUGGUAUUAUGCCCAUCAGGGCCUUGGAGUGUUACUGCUGUAUAUUUAAUAAAUAAUAAAUAAAAUACAUGUUAGGAGAAUCCUGAUGGUUUAAAGUUUCUGUUGCUUACUAUGGGGGAUUCAGGAUUAUCUGCUGGAUAUCAGUUUUGGGACAUGUGCAGAGAGACAUUUACAUUUGCACUUAAGAAGACAGCUUGCACCAAAGAAUGAGAGUUUCUUUAAUCGUAUUGUUCUCACUACAGUGCUUAAGCCAAAAGCAUUUCAGAAACAUUUCAUCAUUAAAAGUUUAGCUGGUCUCUAUUUCUUAUACUAGCCUUAAAAAGCCUCACUGUUUCUAGCAUUGCCUGUGUUCCACAGGAAAGAUUAAGUAUAUUAGCAUAGAAAAAAUUUGUACCAUGUUUAUGGAUUUAUUUUGAACCUACUUGUCAUCAAGUGAGACUGUACUAAUAUUCCCACCUGGAACAGCAAUGCUAGCAAACAUGAACUUUUUUUAAACACCUCUAAAAGCUGGCAGAUCUUCUUUUGGUGAGUAUUAUACAUCCAUUUAAAAAACACACUCCCUGUCCAACUUAGUGGCAGUCUAAAUAGAGCAAGAACAAACCAGAAGGGGUGGGGAAGAGAGGACAAACAUUUAUAUUUUUAGAUGAGAAUCAAUAGGUGGGUUUGGUAUAUUUUUCAGGAUUAGGUUUGUGGUUACUUCUUAUUGUGUGUUUUUUGUUUCUCACAGGUAUGUAGUUUUGUCCUGAGAUAUGCCUUUGUUUAGAACCAGUUCAGUGCCCUCAGAGAGCAGUGAGGUUUCCAGACAAAAAGGAAUUUAAUCUAGUCCUUCUUUUGGGGAAAAUGUAACAGGAAAGGAACAGAGUAACAGGCAUACAGCAGAUCACAUGCUGAGAACAUCAUACUCUGGCAAGAGAGCUAACAUGAAACGGGUGUGCAAGCAGUGCCGCAAGAUAUGAAAAGACUGUUUAGUGCAAAUAAACCUUUAGCUGGGUUAAUGUGUCUAGUUCUCAGUACUGCAGGUCAUAAAGGAUGAGACAGUCUAGAAAACCCAAAGAGGAGUGAGGAGAAAGAUCAGACUUCUAGAAAAGAGGCAGGAAAGGGCUGGAUAAGUGGAUGAUGUUUCUUACAGAAAAGAAGACAGAUGGGACACAUGAUAAGUCGUCAAAGAAGUAAAAGGUUGCUCUAUACAGGAGAGGAACAAACUUGUCUAUUUCCAUUGCAAGUGGGACAGAGUACUAAGUUUAAAUUGUGGCAGAGGAAAUCUAGAUUGGUUAGUUAGAAAAGUAUUCCUUUCUAAUACUAAGAGUAGUCAAGCACUCAAAUAGAUUGCUAAGGGAGGUUGUGGAGUCCCCAGCACGAACAGUCUUUUUAAAAGAAUAGUUUGGAUAAGGAGUGACGCAUACUGAUUGAACCAUGGAAGAAGGUUUGGUGACUUCCCAAGGUUUCCUCAAUCUUUUUUUCUAGAUGUCUUAAAAAAAAAGGUGUUAAUGCAGGAAUAUCCUGGAAAAACAGCAAGAAUUUACAGUGUGGCUUUGCAAGAAUAUAAUAGUUUACAUCCGUUCUGUUUUCUUUCACAUAGGAAAUAUUUUGAUAGUAAUGUAAGAUGUAUUGUAAGUUGAACUGUUGAACUGUGUAUUAUCCGGGAUUUUUUGGUAACCACUUUAUUAGAAAGAUGGUAUGUAUAAAAAGAAACUUGUAUUAAAAUAAGAAAAGGCCUGCAUUCAGGCGGCUAUGAGCUUUGUAAUUUCUCCAAUAGUUCAAAAACAUCUUUGAUGUUUUUAUAUUUUAAGCUGAAGCAGUAUCGCUUUGGUGGCAGCCCAGACCAUCAUAUGUGAGUUAAAAGUUUAUAAAUAUGAAAAUAAUUUGAGAUUUCAAAAAAGCGCUACGUUUAUUUUAAGUGGCAAAGUUAUUACAAUUCAAAUCUGUCAUUGGCUGAAAAAGCUAACAAAGGCUGAAAAAUGCAUUUCAAAUAAAAACCUUGCCCAUCUGGUAUUGUUUAUGUCUCGCAACUGUAUUGUACUGGUCAUCACUUAGUCCGCAUGAUCUACGCAUGAUUGUUCAGGGGCUUUUGUUUGUCUUGAUUUAUAGAUGACUUUGAUGAGCUUGUGGUGAGUAACAGUGAUGUUGUGCUCAAAAAUAUUGCUGAAGAUUUGCGGAAUCGUUUGCCCAUCGAGGCAAUGUUUGAUUCGGAACAUCAAGCUGUUCAGAAAGUUCUGUUCAUCUUCUCAGAUACAUCAGCAUCCACUGCCUGUGAUUCAUGUUGAUGCAUUCCUUUAUGAUGAUGAUUUUGUUGAUUCAUUGUGUGAGGAAGGGAAAAUGAGUAGGAGCUACUGCACAGAGUGUGGCUCAUACAAGACUGCAUCUUUAGAGUUUAUUUCGCAUUCCUUUUCCCUCAUGGAACUGAAGUUUCUUUAUCAACAUGUACUGCCUGACCUGACAGGAAAGGUAGUGGUUGACGUUGGCUCCAGGCUUGGUGCAGUGCUAUUUGCGGGUUAUCUUUAUAGCUCAGCAUCCCAACUGUGUGGAGUAGAAAUGAAUGCAGACUUUUGCCAGUUGCAAGAAAUUAUGAUCACAAAAUACCAGUUCAUCGACAGGAUAAAGGUAUUUCACGCAGACAUCUGUACUCAGGCUUCCCUUCUUCAGAACGCUGAUGUUGUUGUAAUGAAUAAUGUCUUUGAAUAUUUUCUUAAUAGAGAGGAACAGGCCAGAGCCUGGGAAUUUAUUGCUUAUAAUGUAAGAAAAAGCGGGUCCUUAUUAGUGACAGUUCCAAGUCUCAAAGAAUCACUCUCAAAGCUCCAGACAGAUAUACAGCUCAGCCAAUGGGUCGAAGAGAUGCAGCUAAACUAUGAUGUUUAUAUGGAAAAGGAUUUUGACAAAGAAGCACUUGAACAAAUACAUUUAUACAAGGUUCUCUAGUGCCUGAAAAACUUUACUACUAUCCAUGUAAUAUCAUAUAUUUUGAGUCUAAAAUUAAUUUUGAUUGAUUUGUGUGAAUAAAUCAGGUCAAAAUUAUUAUCGUGAUUAA